CAGCUGCUUUCAACAAAGCAGAAGGGCAUGAAGAUUUCAUAAUUCAUAAGCGUGUUGGUCUUCUCUCUAUUUUUCCUCUCUUGACCGUGUUGUCGUUUUUCAAGUAGUGGUAUUGCUUGCCUGGCUGUGGAACUAAUUUAUCGCCGGCUUCUUGGGAUAAUCUUUAGCCAUGGCAGUUGAGGGCUGUUGUUCUUGUAUCAAGUACAGCCUUUUCCUUUUCAACUUCGUAUUCUUCCUUGGUGGUUUGGCCAGCGCUGGAGCAGGCAUUUACUCUCUGGUCCACACCCAUGGCGACUACGCUGUGGUAAUCGACAAUGCCAAUGGGACAUACGGUGGUUUCCUGGUCACCGUCGGAGUCCUGAGCUGUAUCCUGUCCGCGGCUGGCUGCCUUGGCGCUCUCAAAGAGCACCGUUGUGCCUUGAUUUUCUAUGGCAUUGUCUUGAGCAUUAUCUUCCUGUUGGAACUAUCGGCUGCCGGUGUCGGCGUGGCUUACCGUAAAGACCUGAAAUCCAUAGUUGACAAGGGAAUGCUGAAGACUCUAGACAAGUAUGACUCUUCUGCCAAUGGAAAUCUAGAGAAGUCUUGGAAUAAGGUACAGAUCAACCUGAAAUGCUGUGGUGUGGAUAGCAACACAGACUGGCAGAGGAACCAGUCCAAGUGGGGCAAAGACCACUUGGGCGUACCUAUCUUCCCAGCAUCUUGCUGCACGCACCCAGUGAGCGGCAUGUGCACACCAGUCGCCCAAGGUCUGCGCACGGACGGCUGUCUGUCGAGCGUCCUAGACACGCUGAAACACCGCUGGGCUGUACUUGUUGGCAUUGCUGCGGGCAUUGCCGUUGUUCAGAUCCUGGGAAUCAGCUGUGCAUGCGGUCUGCAGAGCCACAUCAAGCGCAACGACUACAGGCUUGUAUGAAGACCAGCAUGAUCUAAGUCAGUACAUGUUUCUGCUCCUCCAUUCAUUAUCCGACGUAUCCCUGCGAGCAUCCAUCCCUCUUGGUGUCCGAGGAUUUGAACGUGGUCAUCUAUCUGUAUUCAUGUAUUGCUGCGACAUCCUUUUUUAGGUUUUUAUAUCAUGUAUACGAGGCUGGCUGUUUUACGUUUUCAUUCAGGAUUCUCCUCUUCAGCACUUGACGGCUUUGCUUUGCCUUCUUCAUUGCAUCUUGUGUGUGCUCAGACAUUCCUUGGUCUUGAUCAGUGGCGCCUUUCUGUAGUGAUUUGAAGUAUUACCCAGCUGCACAUCCAGCACUUCCGUUUGUAGCAAUCUUAUUAAUAUGUUAGUUUUUGGACAAGCUCCAAAUGCUGUAUGUAGCAUUCAGUCCAAUGCUGUAUGUAGCAUUCAGUCCAAUGCUGUAUGUAGCAUUCAGUCCAAUGCUGUAUGUAGCAUUCAGUCAAAUGCUGUAUGUAGCAUUCAGUCCAAUGCUGUAUGUAGCAUUCAGUCCAAUGCUGUAUGUAGCAUUCAGUCCAAUGCUGUAUGUAGCAUUCAGUCCGCAGCCAUCUGUACUUGUUUAUUGAGUGCAUCGGAGAAAUCCGUUAACGA
Molecule: messenger RNA, 1537 nt
Organism: Sycon ciliatum
Lineage: Eukaryota; Metazoa; Porifera; Calcarea; Leucosolenida; Sycettidae
Product: leukocyte surface antigen CD53-like
Exons: 1
Coding region: 170-913 (247 amino acids)
Cellular component (GO): plasma membrane
Source: RefSeq, a predicted model, not a curated record